UCGUACAAAUCACGAAGUGAGGAUUUCAAGAGGAUAUUCAAGGCACUGCCUGCUGACGAGCGACUCAUUGUUGAUUACUCAUGUGCCCUGCAGAAAGAUAUCUUGAUACAAGGUCGUAUGUACUUGAGCCAAUCAUGGAUAUGCUUCUAUGCCAACAUCUUCAGAUGGGAAACUGUAAUAAUACGAUGCAAAGACAUAACAAAACUGACGAAAGAGAAAACGGCUCGAGUGAUUCCAAAUGCAAUUCAGAUCUGCACCAAGGAUGACAAGUACUUCUUCGCAUCAUUCGGUUCUCGGGAUAAGGUCUUCCUUCAACUGGAUCUUGUCAGAAGGAAUGCUUCCAAUGGCUUGCUCAUGAGCAAGCCAGAGUUUUGGUCCUGGGUGCAUUUUUAUUAUGGAGAUGAUCUAGCAUUGACAUCUGAUGAUGAAGAUUAUGUGCCUCUAACGUCUGAUGACAAGAACAGGUUUCAGUUAUACCUACAGAUGGAGAUGGGACAGGAUCAAGGAAUUGAAAUAGGAAAGGCAUUAGAUUUGUCAGCAGCAGCAUCUACGGCAACGACAACUACGACCUCAUCGAAUAGAUCUCCAACGUGCAACGGCAUCGUCAACAGCACCACAUUAAAUGAUGACGUUGAGAGCUUCAACGAUGAUGAUGGUGGUUGUUCUGCUGAUGUGGUGAAGGAUGACGAGGAGGAGGAGGAAGAGGGAGAUGCAGACUACAGGGAAUGUGAGGGCAGCGAGGAUGAAGAGAGCUCCAGUGGGGAUGAUCUUGUUGACUACUGCUCAAAGCAUUCUCACUUCAGCAUUGAUGUGUUGGACGAGGCCUAUGAUUUGACUGUCGAUGAUGUCUUUCAACAUGUCUUCUCAGAUUCUCAGAUAUACAGAGAGUUCAUCAAAACCAAGAAGACUUUUGACGUUUCAUUGAACCCCUGGUCAGAAGAGCUGGAUGAAAAAGGCAGAAAGGUCAGGAACAUCUCAUACACACUCACACUUGACUUCAGCAUAGGUCCCAAACAUUCGCCAUCUACUGAAAAACAAGUGAUGCACACGGAAUCAGAGCCAGGCCGCUUCUACCUCAUCGAUUGUGAGUGUGUCAACGAAGGCAUUCCAUACGGAGAGAACUUUUUUAUCACCAACAGGUACUGUUUGUCUAGAUUAUCAGAUAAAAGAAGCAGACUAAAGAUUACAAGUCAGAUUAAUUACAAGAAGAAUGUAUGGGGCUUCAUCAAAAGUAUGCCUCACGUGAUACUAUACAAGAAUGAUGAGGAUGAUGAUAUUUAUAAUGUGGUUGUUGUUGUGGUUGUUGCUGCUGCUGAUGAUGAUGAUGACGAUGAUUUUGAUGAUGAUCGUGAUAAAUUAUGA
Helobdella robusta is the source of this 1362-nucleotide messenger RNA. RefSeq lists its product as hypothetical. Gene Ontology annotation, biological process: intracellular sterol transport. The annotation marks the transcript as partial. The record is from RefSeq and is a predicted model, not a curated record. Gene Ontology annotation, cellular component: plasma membrane; endoplasmic reticulum-plasma membrane contact site; endoplasmic reticulum membrane. The transcript is spliced from 9 exons. Gene Ontology annotation, molecular function: sterol transfer activity; sterol binding. Lineage: Eukaryota; Metazoa; Annelida; Clitellata; Rhynchobdellida; Glossiphoniidae.